Culex quinquefasciatus (southern house mosquito) is the source of this 6531-nucleotide messenger RNA. RefSeq names its product division abnormally delayed protein (gene dally). NCBI's taxonomy places the organism in Eukaryota, Metazoa, Arthropoda, Insecta, Diptera, Culicidae. Gene Ontology annotation, cellular component: extracellular region; plasma membrane; cell surface. Gene Ontology annotation, biological process: regulation of protein localization to membrane; cell migration; positive regulation of canonical Wnt signaling pathway. The record is from RefSeq and is a predicted model, not a curated record.
AAGUCGUGCGGUUCUUUAGUUUUUCUCGGACGCUUGUAAUGGUUGGAUGGGUUACCGUCGAAGUUCGGUGCUGCUGGCGAUAGUGCUGGUGCCUUGGUUGGUGGUGGAGAAUCCUUUCGCAGAACCUCAAAAGUAGUCGCCGUCGUCGUCGUGUCCAAGCAUCGCGCGCCCGCCGGGAUCGGAAGUGACCCUCCAAGGCCAGUUGAUUUUAGUCGGUUCGUCGUGCCGUGGCCAUUAGCGCAAAAGUUUAGAAAAAAAGUUGAUGUAUUUUUUCGCGAAUUUUUGACAGCUGCCACAUUUCGCACAGCCCGAAAAGGUGAAGGAGGAAGAAAAUACCGAAUUAAAAAAAACGCAGAACGAUUCGCGAAAGGAGAGCAAAAUAAAAAGAAGGCAGAGAAGAGAGAUAGAGCGAGAGAGAGAGGGAGAGUAGACGAGUGAGUGAGUGGAUGCGCGCGCGAGGGUGGAAAAGCAAGCAUUGACGACGGGGGGGUUGCAAAAGUGUCCCAAACGCACACAAACGCACGUGGUGAGAGGGCGCGCACAAAGAGGGAGAGGGUGGCGAAAAGAAUACAGUUGCGCGCGGCUCAGUACAGAGAUUUCUUCGCUGUGUGUGUUGUCAGUGGUUGACUGGCUGUGGUAAAUCGCGCGAUAAGAACCGCGUCAAGUGUCUGUUGUCCAGGUUUGUUUACAGUUUUUUUUCUGCGCCGCCACUGCUGCUGAGCUGUUUUCGACUCGACUGGACGACGAGGUCGACGGUGUGAAGAUCAACGCACACUCUCAAGUGGAUUUAAGUCGCGGGGGUGUCGCGCGAAAAUUGCUUUAAUUUCGCGGAAAAUUUGCUCGUUCCGAGUGCUUUGAAGAACGAAUCCAAUAAAUUUAAACCCCCUUCGCCAUUAAUCUGUCACAAACAGAGCCGGUGUGUCUGCGUCCAACGAUGAGAAUUGUGUCAACCAGAUCGUGAAAAUCGUUUUCCAUCGGAAAAAAUUGCGUGAGUGCGUGAAUUAAUUCGUGAAAAGAAAUCAACCGCAGCAGCCACUAACACACAUACACACACACAAAAAUGUACCCCAAACCACGUGGAUUACAGUGCAAAAUGUCCCAAGCCGUUCGGCUGUGGGUGUUCCUGGUGGCAGCAGUGGCGACACUGGGCCUGGUCGCGGCCAAAAGUGUUGACCAGCAGCAGCAGCACGAACUGCUUAGCUGCGAACACGUCAGUAACUUCUUCUCCUCGAUCAAUGUCACAAUCAAGCCGACCAACAAAAAUCAAGGCAACGUUUGUGGCGGUCCCUGCUGUGAUAAUCAGGUGGAGAGCCAGCUGGAGGUGAAAGCCACCAAGAACUUUGAACGACUAGUCAAACACCACACGCGCAGCCAACGGGGGCACUGGGAGCAGACGGCCAACCUGUACCGGGAUUACCUGCUGCAGCUUUCGCGCCAGUCCGAGAACAAAACGCUGAAUCUGUUCUCGACGGUGUAUCGCAAGAUGUCACCGCUGUCCCAACCGAUCCUGGAACUGUACGAAACGAUCCGGAACCACCUGACGGCGGCGUCCUUCACCGACGAUCUCGGUCUAGUCACGGACAAGUUCUUCCGGAAUCUGUUCCCCGUGGCGUACCACCACGCGGUAGUCCACGCCGACAAGGACGUCGACUUCCACAGCGACUACAAGAACUGUCUGAUCCACACGUACGACGAGCUGAAACCGUUCGGCGAGAUCCCCCAGCAGCUGUCGAGUUCGCUGGUGGCCAGUGUGAGCGCGGCCAGCGUGCUGCUGCGGGUACUCCGGGAAGGUGCCGAAGUGCUCAACAAACUGGACGAACUCGGCACCGAGAACCUGCAGGGAUCCUGCAAAUCCGCCCUGCUCAAGAUGAGCUACUGUGCCAGUUGCAAGCGACACAACCAUAACCACGCGAAACCGUGCGCCGGACUGUGCAAGAAUGUGAUGAGGGGCUGCCUGAUGCAGUACGUCGGCAUCCUGAACCAGGACUGGUUCACGUUCACGGACGCCAUCGUGCCGCUGAUAAAUGCGGUCCGGUCGAACGAUGGAAUAGAGGCCGAAAUCAAGGGCUUGGACGGAAAGCUGUCCAGCGCCAUCAUGCACGCGAUGGAGAACGGGCCCCAGCUGGAGGUUAAGGUCAAGAAAGCGUGCGGAACGCCCUCGCUGAUGCAGAACGACAACCUGGCCGGGGCGUACGAGCAGUCGGCGGCACCGACCCUCCACAGCAACAAGUGGAUCCUGGCGCCCAUCAACGAGAUGCUCCAGUUCGAGAUGACCAUCGACAAGAACAAGGACCUGUUUCUGCAACUGUCGUCAACCCUCUGCGACGACGAGGACUACCACAGCAGCGACGAGGACUGCUGGACCGGGUCGCACUACGGCGACUACACGCACGAGGUCGCCUCGACCACGGCCCAGAAGUACAACCCCGAGGUGCCAUACAGCAGCGCAACCGAGAGCCGCGAGUUCCCGCGGGACAGCCGGCUGCAGGUGCUGAUUGACAAGCUGAUCAACCUGAAGAACGCGGCCACCAAGGCGGUCUCGAGCAACGCGUUCCGCAGCGACUCCGACAAGAUGCUGUCCGAUAUGGCGGAAGGUUCGGGCCACACCUACCCGGAGGAGUACGACUCGAACGAGGACGACGAGUACAGCGAGAACGGAUCGGGAUCGGGUGAAGGUCCAGGCCGGCGGGGUCCAGGCGUGGAGAUCACCGACGAGGUGCAGAGUAACUUUACGCCGUCGGUCAACCCGAGCCACGCGUACCGAAUCUCCGCUGCGAGCUCGUCCCUGGUGCUGGCCACGUGUGUGGCACUUUUGCUGGCGGCCGCCACCAGCAGGCACUAAGUUGCUUCCGUUAUCGUCGUGUGUCGUGUCUCAAACUGCAACAAACCCCCUCUUCAUUCAGGAACAAUCCCCCGGCGGCGGCGCGGACGCCACUCGAGAAGCCCCGCGCACGAAAGUCAAAACCCCCCGUAGAGCUGUAAAAUCAUUAGUAGUACUAGGAAAUAACAAAUCUAUUCGUAACAGAGCCGGUGUAAAUCAAUUGUGUACCAUUGUGAGAGCUGAAAGGUGUGUGUGCGUGAAACCCCCCGAAACAACACGAAAAAAGCUUAAGCUUGGACAAGCAUCGAUCGUGUCCGGAAGCCAUGAAUUUUCAACUGAUUUCAUUGAUUAGAUUAACGAAGGGGGAAGGUGGGGGGAAAAGUGCACAACAACGCAGCAAACUAAUAAGCUCAAGCAAUAAGUUGAUAUUCGUUGUGUUUGUACUCAAAAAGCCACCAACAUUCAUGAAACAAUGUGUAUACAACAAAAGCUAACUGGGCAAUUCUCCAGGGAUAAUAAUUUAAUUGGAAAUUUAAUUUUAUAAUUUUUGAUUUUGACCGAGAUUUUUUGGUACGCUGUCUAUGUCAAAAGAAACAAUUUUGCAUCAUUGGUUCAUCGAUACAAAUGAUUAUCUGGAACACAUAAAUUUUCACAAAUUAAAACUGUCUUUGAAAACAUUAUUUUGGAUAUGUUUUAGAACUUCGAUUCUCAACAUUCUUCUAGGAUGGUUCUCCCUGACACUGUGGCGUCGCAACCGGGACUCCAUGAGACAUGAAAUUCCAGACGCGGCUGCUGAUCAUUAACCUUCCAACCACCCAUUAACCUCAUGUCCGCUUUCGUCGUGUCCUGUUCUAGAUUACGCCAACCGCUUCCAGCACAACUCAAUCACACUUACGCGUAAUUCAAGUCGGUCGGUUGAGAAACAUAUUCUGAGCUUUAGACUAAAGCAAAAUUAAAUUAUUCAAGGAAAAAGUGUACGAAAACGUCUGCAAUGUUUACACAAUCCACGAGGCGAGUGAAAUGUCUGACAGCGCACGCUUUGUUUUGAUUUUUUUUUUUCGUUCUCUUUCAUUGCCGUUAGGUUGGCAGCUAUGCGGAUGGGUUGCACGCUGAACUGCAUCUACGCAUAUUUCGAUAAUUCGGGCCACUUUUUGGCUCCGUACAUGCUCAAAAGUUGGAAUUUAUUUAUUUUGCUUUCUUAAGUAAUUAUUUGAGAACCAAUUUUAGAAUAGUUUGAUAACAAUUUCGUAUGGACAACUAUCAAAAUUUUGUGAGCUAAUGAUGCAAAAUUCUCUAUAAAAUUACUUAUUUUGACAUAGAGUAAGUUUUCACAAAGCAUAUGUCAAAUAAAAAAGGCAAAAACAAAUUUAAAUUUCCAGAGAAUUGCUCAACCAGCCCUUUUUCAAAAUGUUCUGCUUUCGUUCAUUUCAGGCAGUUUGGGAGCAGUUCUAAGAAAAAAAUGCAUAAAAGUGUACAAAUUUUACCAAGCAAACAAAAGCAAAUCUCAUUUACCGUUCUGAGGGAAACAAAGGCAACCAACUUUGUUAUUAUUUUUUUUCUUUUCUCUAAAUGCAUUAUUUUAUCGUCAACACUUUUUUUGUAGUUUUAAAACACGUACAAGUAUCGCAUCCAGAAGUCCGAGUCGCCAUAUUUAAUUAAAGAAACACAAGAACAACAAGCAAAAAUACAAUACUUAUUUAGGUACGUACUCAGAGAAUCCGAUAAAACUUGUGUGUAAUGGAUAAAAACAAACAAAAAAAUCGCUUGUCGCCGUCGUACGUGUGUGUGUUGGAGGAAAAGAAUGUUUAAUUUACUAACCCCACACGCGGUCAAACCAAUCAUGCUCCCCAAUUUUCCUCAAAACGGAAGAAAAGUAACGUUAAAACAAAUGAUUAAUGGUACUGUAGUUAGAAGUUUUAAAUUAAAGAGGAUUAACUUUUAGUUUUCAAUGCUAGUGGAACAACUGUAAAUAAUAUUAAUAAUGCUAAUAUAUUCUAUAGGCGUACGCAGAGAGAGAGAGAGGAAAACAAGAGAUACUGUGCAGUUAUUGGAAACGAUUCAAUGCUAGUUAACAAAAAAAAAAGUAAAUCUUUCGGAACUACCAAAAAAAAGGCAGCGCAGCAAAACGAAACGCUAUUGUCGACGUGAACAAGUAUUAGAACCUUCUUCCAUUCUAGCAACAAGUCGAAAAGAAAAUAAACCUUUCUAUUGUUUCGCGACUACUUCUACUUAUUAAACACCAUAGAAUUUUGUAAAUAAAAAAUCCGUUUUCUCAAGCAAAUUAAAAAAAUAAUCGUCUGCACACCACGUGACAAUACCCGCAAAUUUAACUCUGCAGCAAAUCUUCCGAGGACAAUUUUUACAAGCCAAUACUCAAAUCUACAAUCGGUGGUGUUCACACUGUUCACUCACAGCAGGAUCGUCUACUCUAGGAGAAAUGGUUACCAAAUCAAGCAGCAGCAGAGUUGAACAAAAAUACAGUCAUUCGACUGACACACUCCUAGACUGACGACGGGGGCAAAUAUUCUCACCACACAAUCAGAACAAGUGUUUAAAGAAACAAUAGCAACACGUAAUAAUUGGUCUAAUUGAAGCAGAUAAAACUAAACAAUAAACGCAAACAAAAAAAAUCAAUGAAUGUAGCGCUCCUUCAAGAUACAUAAAGUUCUGUUUUUUCUCCCAACAACAACAAGUGUGUAUAAAUUGGAUAGAGAAGUAGUGUGUUUGGCAGCAACACAACAAAAAAACAAACUAAAAUGGUCUAAUUAUUUUGUUGGCAGCGGAUUGAGAGAUGAACUGAAUGUGAGCUAAAGUUUGAAGCAAACGUUGGAAGGACGAGAACAAGAGAGCGCGAGAAUUAGUUGAUUGUGUUUGAACUAUCUGUGAUUGAGCUAAGAAAAAGAGAGAAAAAUAAAACCAACUAAAUAAGAGAAUGGCGAGAGGAAAAAGAAAGAAAAGAAAAAAACUCUAAUAAUUUAUUGUUAUAAAAUUGUUGUUUAAAAAGAGUUCAAUGAAUCAUUUUGUCAACAAAUGCAAACAUAAAAAUGCGAAGGAAUUUAAUCAUUUCAAAGGAACACAGUUGCGCAGAAAAAGAAGGUGCGGUGAGGUCGCUUCCAAAUCGAAACGAAUUGCCAAGCCAGGUCGUGUGUGUCAAUCUGCCCCACAUUCGGCUUCCAGUGAUACUACUUAGGUUUAGGUGUUGAUUUUCAAAAUUUCAGUCAAAAUUUGACCCACGACUGCUCGGUUGGUUCGAUCGAGGAAGUGACCGACCACUCCCUUCGAGAUUGGAAGGAGAAUAAAAUGUACGUGUAAUUACAAAACAGAAAAUAAAGAAAGUGCGGUGCGCACGCACGUGCAAGUUGAAUUGUUUUACCCGCGGCAUCUGGCAGAGGUAAUCGUAGUUGGAAAUUUUGUAUUUAUAAAAUAAAUACAGCAUAAAAACAGGAAGCAAAAUAUAUUUAAAAUAAUGUACCGGAGAUAACAAAUAAACAAAACAAAAAAAAAACACAACAGCGAAUGUCACUAACUAAUAGGACGUUGUAUUAUAGAAAUUAGGAAAAAGUAAACAAAAAAAUCAUUUCAGUAAAACAAAUUGAAAAAAAGAGUUAUUUUGCUUGUGUUGAAGCAAAACAAAUAUAGGUAGAUUUGAAUGAACCUAUGUGAAAAAUGUGAGCAUCGAGGAGAAUUAAUAAACAUAUAAUUCAAAAAUA